AUGGCAUUCGAGCAAAACUGCACCAGGAGAUGCGGUAGCAUCGACGUUCCCUACCCGUUCGGCAUCGAGCCUGGCUGCUACCGGGACGGAUUCGACCUCUCCUGCGACGUAACCGAAUCCAAACUCUACGCUGGCAACAUACAAGUCAUCGGUGUGGAUGUUCCGAAUGGGCAAGCAAGAGUGUACAAGCGCAUAUCUUGGGACUGCGACGACUCCGUCUUCCCAGCCAAAGUAUCAAUCCCAAUGGACCUUACUGGUUCGCACUACACGUUCUCCGACACCCGCAACAAGUUCACGGCCAUCGGAUGCGACACCAUCGCGCUCUUCGUCGGUGCCACUGAUCAGUCCUAUUCGACCGGCUGCGUGUCUAUCUGCAACGACAACACCACUUUCAACAACGGUUCCUGCUCCGGCGCCGGCUGUUGCCAGACCUCCAUUCUCCGUGGGCUUCAAUUCUUCAACAUAACCUUUUCCUCCACCGGCCACGAGGACAUCUCGUGGGACAACCCCUGUAGCUUUGCUUUCCUCGUCGACGGCAGUUGGUACUCCUUCCGAACAACCGAUCUCAAUGGAACUGACUUCUUUUACAGAAAUGACGACCGCGUUCCGAUGGUGCUGGACUGGUCGAUAGGCGACGACGUGGGAUGCGAGGAAGCACCGCAAAAUUUGACCUCCUACGCAUGCCGCAGCAAUAACAGUUCCUGCCUCAACGCCACCAAUGGCAUCGGAUAUCUCUGCAAUUGCUCGGGCGGUUAUCACGGCAACCCCUACGUGGAAGGCGGAUGCGAAGGUCUCCCUCUUUCUUCUCUCACCAUGUAG
Molecule: messenger RNA, 819 nt
Organism: Musa acuminata AAA Group (dessert banana)
Lineage: Eukaryota; Viridiplantae; Streptophyta; Magnoliopsida; Zingiberales; Musaceae
Product: wall-associated receptor kinase 2-like
Exons: 1
Coding region: 1-819 (272 amino acids)
Molecular function (GO): polysaccharide binding
Source: RefSeq, a predicted model, not a curated record